AUGCUGCGGGGUCGGGAUUGUUGUCUCGCAUCCAGCGACUUCUUUGUGUCGGCCACCACUACUAGCUUGAGGGGACAUCCUCUCAAAGUACGUGUGAGCGGGGCAAGAGUGGACGCGAGGAAAUUCUUCUUCAUUCACAGGGUGAUUAAGACAUGGAAUGCUCUGCUUGUGGACGCGGUCAUGUCCUCAUCCGUGGACACAUUUCAGAGGAAGCUUGACCAGUACAGGAACAUGUACCACCACGUCUUCACAAACGAACAAAUUUUUCCCCUUGUACAACCCAGAACGCCAUACCUCACAAGGUAUGCUACUCCCUAUAUUUAACUAACAUUAUUUUACAUUUUAAGUGUCUCAAUCGGACGUCUGCAUGCAAACCAAUGA
Spirometra erinaceieuropaei is the source of this 381-nucleotide messenger RNA. NCBI's taxonomy places the organism in Eukaryota, Metazoa, Platyhelminthes, Cestoda, Diphyllobothriidea, Diphyllobothriidae. The record is from the annotation of a GenBank genome assembly.